UCCACACACACCUCUUCGAAAACCCUAACCAGAUAAACCCUAAUCAAGCCAUGGUUGUAGAGCUUCUACUUGUGUCUCUCCUCCUUUCUCCGAUUGUCGUCUCCGGCUACAAGUCGGAAGACGUGAAAUCAUGGUGUAGCCAAACACCCUACCCUCAACCUUGUGAGUAUUUUCUGAGCCAUAAACCUGACCAUUCUCCUAUCAAACAAAAGUCCGACUUUCUCAAAAUAUCGAUGCAGCUGGCAUUGGAACGUGCCCUUAGGGCCGAAAGUAACACCUAUUCGCUUGGCUCAAAGUGCCGAAACGAGCUCGAAAAGACUGCAUGGAGUGACUGUCUUAAGCUCUAUGAGUACACCAUUCUUAGGCUUAACAAAACUGUUGAUCCCAACACAAAGUGCAGCCAAGUUGACUCUCAAACAUGGCUCAGCACUGCCCUAACAAACCUCGAAACCUGCCAAGCCGGGUUCGUCGAGCUCGGUGUCUCGGACUAUCUCUUGCCCUUGAUGUCCAACAACGUUUCCAAGCUCAUCAGCAACACUCUAUCACUCAACAAGGUCCCAUACACUGAGCCUAGCUACAAAGAGGGGUUCCCAACUUGGGUCAAGCCUGGUGACCGGAAGCUUUUGCAGUCAUCUUCUCCGUCUUCACAGGCAAAUAUCGUGGUGGCAAAGGAUGGUUCCGGUGAUUACACAACGAUAACAGCAGCAGUAUCGGCCGCGUCGAAGCGAUCGGGGACUGGAAGGUACGUGAUAUAUGUGAAGGCAGGGACAUACAAUGAGAAUAUUGAGAUUGGAGCUAAAUUGAAGAAUAUCAUGCUGUUGGGUGACGGUAUCGGAAAGACCAUCAUCACCGGAAGCAAGAGCGUCGGAGGAGGCUCCACCACCUUCAAUUCAGCCACCGUUGCUGCGGUUGGAGAUGGAUUCAUCGGUCGAGGGCUGACGAUCCGCAACACUGCCGGAGCAGCAAAGCAACAGGCAGUGGCUCUCCGGUCGGGGUCCGAUCUCUCGGUGUUCUACCAGUGCAGCUUUGAAGGGUACCAAGACACUCUCUACGUCCACUCCGAGAGGCAAUUCUACAGAGAAUGUGACAUCUACGGAACAGUAGAUUUCAUUUUCGGCAAUGCUGCAGUUGUGCUACAAAACUGUAACAUUUAUCCCCGCAACCCUCCCAACAAGACUAACACAAUCACUGCCCAAGGAAGGACCGAUCCCAACCAAAAUACCGGAAUUUCAAUCCACAAUUGUAAGGUUACUGCUGCCUCAGACCUUAAAUCGGUCCAAAGCUCGGUGAAGACAUACCUUGGACGUCCAUGGAAGGAGUACUCACGGACCGUCUUCAUGAAGACGUACCUCGAUAGCCUAAUCAACCCUGCAGGGUGGAUGGAAUGGAGUGGUAACUUUGCCCUAAAGACACUAUACUAUGGUGAAUACAUGAACACCGGUCCUGGUUCAUCGACAUCGAAUAGGGUAAAUUGGGCUGGUUACCAUGUUAUAACAAGUUCAUCGGAAGCGUCAAAGUUCACCGUUGGAAACUUCAUCGCAGGCAACUCUUGGUUGCCGGCAACCAACGUGCCUUUCACCUCCGGCCUUUGAAUUGCUCCAUUUCAAUCAUAAGGGGAUCAUUCAUGAGAAAAAUAAGUUGGUGGGGUGUCCCAACAAUUAAUACCCUAGAAGAAUAAUUGGAAAAUAUAUUGUAUCAAUCUAUGUACCAUAAUGCAACUCCAAAUGGGUUGUCAUUAUUCUUUGUUGAUUGUUCUAAGCAUAAUAUCUAAUGAAAUUAUUUUAUUAUAA
This is a messenger RNA of Vitis riparia (riverbank grape), 1790 nucleotides long. Its product is annotated as pectinesterase 2. The transcript has 2 exons. The coding region runs from base 51 to 1592 and encodes 513 amino acids. Gene Ontology annotation, molecular function: pectinesterase activity; pectinesterase inhibitor activity. The record is from RefSeq and is a predicted model, not a curated record. NCBI's taxonomy places the organism in Eukaryota, Viridiplantae, Streptophyta, Magnoliopsida, Vitales, Vitaceae. Gene Ontology annotation, biological process: cell wall modification.